Triticum aestivum (bread wheat) is the source of this 1536-nucleotide messenger RNA. RefSeq names its product protein trichome birefringence-like 18. Gene Ontology annotation, cellular component: Golgi apparatus. Bases 122 to 1234 code for a protein of 370 amino acids. Lineage: Eukaryota; Viridiplantae; Streptophyta; Magnoliopsida; Poales; Poaceae. The transcript has 5 exons. Gene Ontology annotation, molecular function: O-acetyltransferase activity. The record is from RefSeq and is a predicted model, not a curated record.
GGUCGUCACCCCCCUUCUCUCUGUAGCUCAUAACUCCUACCCUGAGCACGAGCAGAGCAGCUCCCGGACCAUUCCUCUGGCCACAACCGCGCCGAGCUCAAGGUCAGGCGUGUGUGUGGCCAUGAGUUUACCAGGGAAGAAUCCUCCGGCCGUGGCUGGAGGAAUGCAGCAAUGGCUCUCAACCAUCGUUAUGUCGGUGGCGGCUCUGCUGCUGACCCUGGGGCCUACACAUGCUCAAGGUACCUGUGAUAUCUUUCGUGGGAAGUGGGUUCCUGAUUCUUCAGGGCCAUUGUACACAAGCAGCUCUUGUCCUCUGAUCAUACGCGCGGAGAACUGCCAGGCGAACGGGCGGCCGGACAAGGGGUACGAGAACUGGAGAUGGAAGCCCGAGCAGUGCGCUCUCCCGCGCUUCGAUGCAAGGAAGUUUCUGAAGAUGAUGAGGGGCAAGACACUUGCUUUCGCCGGGGAUUCGAUCGCUCAGAACCAGAUGGACUCUCUCCUUUGCAUCCUAUCGCAGGUGGACACCCCAAUAAACCUUAGCGAUCGUAGGAUGAGUAAGUGGAUCUUCAAUUCAACCUCAACAACUAUCAUCCGCAUCUGGUCAGCUUGGCUAUUACACAAUUCAAAAGAAGCUGUGGGAAUUGCUCCCGAGGGUCUUAAUAAGGUUUUCCUCGAUGUCCCAGAUAAGACUUUGAUGGAAUUUCUUCCAAGUUUCGAUGUGCUUGUCCUCUCUUCCGGACAUUGGUUUGUCACACCAUCAGCCUAUAUCCUGAAUGGCAAGGUCAUUGGAGGGCAGGGCUGGUGGCCUCUUCAAGCAGGAAAAAUGCAGAUGAACAACAUUGAUGCUUUUGGUGCAUCCACUGAGACUUUCCUAACUGCUGUGGCUACUAACCCGAAUUUCAAAGGUGGAUCAUGCACUGGGAAGGUUAACCCCUUGGAUAAGGCGGUGAAGGAUGGAUUCAUAGAUGCAAUGUAUGGAAAACAAGUUGCGGCCUUCAAAAAGGUAGUCAAGAAUUCCGGGAAACAAAGUUCCAAGUUGAAACUGAUGAGCAUCACAAAACCCUUUGCCUUAAGGGUUGAUGGGCAUCCCGGACCAUACACAAAUGUGGACCCAAACAAGAAGACUCAAAGAGGGCCGGAUGGAAGGCCUCCACCUCAGGAUUGUCUGCAUUGGUGCAUGCCAGGACCUAUAGAUACAUGGAACGAGAUGCUAUUUGAGACCAUAAGAAGAUAACUGGAUGGAUAUGAGAUUUGAAGAAAGAAGUCUUGAUGGUUAUACUUGCCAUCACCUGACCUGAUGUGUCCGAUAGCGUUUGAGACAAUGUCCAUCUCGAUGUUCUUUUACCGCAAAUAAUGAUAGCUAUAUCCCUGCGGAGUGUAUAGUAGAGACUCUUUUGGCAUGAUUGAUCAUGCGAUUUAGAUUUUCCAAUUCAAUCCGAUUGAUAAGAGAGGUUGACAGUUGAUUUGUAUCUUGUAAGGUUGUUGUACUUUUUGCAUGACACGAUUAUUGCUGGAGUUGGACAUAUAAUAUGAUAA